Molecule: messenger RNA, 531 nt
Organism: Carassius carassius (crucian carp)
Lineage: Eukaryota; Metazoa; Chordata; Actinopteri; Cypriniformes; Cyprinidae
Product: cyclin-dependent kinase inhibitor 1C
Exons: 4
Coding region: 1-531 (176 amino acids)
Source: RefSeq, a predicted model, not a curated record
AUGCAAUCUUUCCUGAUCGUUGCUUGUGUCUUUGGACUCUGCUGUGCCGUGCUAGCAGAGGAUGGAGAACUUCGAGAGAAGCGCUCAUCAAGCAGUUCCUCAGAGAGACAACCUGGAGGAUUCUUCAAUCCAUACCCAUUUCAGCGUCCCUAUCCCUAUCCGUACUUUCCCCCUUACCAGCCUCAGCCUCUGCCUCAGCCUCUGCCUCCAAACAACAAUGCUCUCCUCAGCCUCUUGCCAUUCAUCUUAGCACAGUUGGCAUCCACUCCUGCUCCUGCCCCAGCCCCUGCACCAGCCCCUGCACCUGCCCCAGCCCCGGCCCCGGCUCCGGCCCCUGCACCAGCCCCAGCUCCUGCUCCUGCCCCUGUCCCUGCCCCAGCCCCGGCUCCUGCUCCGGCUCCGGCUCCGGCUCCGGCUCCAGCUCCGAUUCCAGCCACGGCCCCAGCUCCUGCUUCUGCUCCCACUCCGAUUCCAGCCACACCCAGCCCCCCAGUCAUCAGCACCACCGUCCGUGGAGAUGGUCCACCAUAG